This is a messenger RNA of Chenopodium quinoa (quinoa), 2326 nucleotides long. RefSeq names its product factor of DNA methylation 1-like. NCBI's taxonomy places the organism in Eukaryota, Viridiplantae, Streptophyta, Magnoliopsida, Caryophyllales, Amaranthaceae. Bases 200 to 1444 code for a protein of 414 amino acids. Gene Ontology annotation, biological process: gene silencing by siRNA-directed DNA methylation. The record is from RefSeq and is a predicted model, not a curated record. The transcript is spliced from 6 exons.
GCACACGUCAUUUGUAAUUCUUUGGCAUGCCAUUUGAGAAAAUUUUGAACUACACAAUUUCAGCCUUUACUUACUACAGUAUUUUUUUCUCUCUCUUUUUUCCCUAAAAAAUCACUCAAUUUUCUUUAGUAAUAAUUGUUGAUAAAAAUGUCGUCUUUUUAGUAAUAAUUUCUGGGUUUUGUAUCAAAAUUUGGUAGAAAUGGAAGAAUCAUCAGCUGAAAAAAUGAGCUCAGAAACAACAAUAAUCUCCCCUGAUCAUCAAACCAACCCUCUUUCCUCUACUGUCGUCUCAGAGACCAUAGUUACGUCUACGUGCCUAUCGAUAGAGAGCCAGGACACAACAUGCUCCCUGGAUAAAUUAAUUGCAAGCUUGUGUAAGGAGGUAGAAGACAAAGAUGCAAGAAUAAUGGAAGUAGAGCAGAAGUAUAACCAAACUUGUGAAUCUCUUUCCAAGUUCAUCACCAGCCUCGUUAAAGAGAUCGAGGACCAAGUCAAGAGGAUGAAGGAAUUGAAGGUGGAGAACGAGAAGAAAGAUGCAGCUUGUAAAUCAAUUUCAAGAGCACUUGUUAGCUUCAUGAAUGAGGUUGAUAGAAAAAACCAGCAAAUUACUGACCUGAAGCACACUUGUAGUGAGAUGUAUAGUGAUAUUAGAACGCUGGUGGAGGAAAGAGCUUUAUUGCACAGAUUAAACAUCCGAGCGGAAAAUGAGCUGCAGAGCAUAAGUCGAAGAAACAAAAGGCUGAAAUCAGAAUUGAUAACUGUCAAGAAAGAGCUUACUAGACAGUUGGUGCAAAGCGUGGGUGGACCUCAAAGCAAUGAAGGGCAAAGUCGUUCAAUGCAAGGGACAGGUUGUUCAAAUAUUGAUAUUAAUGCUCUAAAGAAAGAAUUGGAGGAUAAAACAGAUGAAGUGCUUUACUUGCAAAACCUCAACCAAAUUCUUAUACUCAAGGAGCGCGAAAGCAACAAUGAGCUCCUGGAGGCUCAGCAAGAACUGUUAAGUGGUCUGCAUUCAAUACUGAGUAAUCGAACAAUGCUUGGGAUUAAAAGAAUGGGAGAACUAGACACAAAACCAUUCCUUGAAGCGUGUGCUGAUAAGUUUCCAAAAGAAGAACAGGGGAUUAAGUGUGCUGAAGUAUGCUCAAUUUGGGAAGAUCAUCUGAAAGAUUCAAAAUGGCACCCUUUCAAGCACGAUAUCAUAAAUGGGAAUCUGCAGGCCAUCAUUGAUGAGAGUGAUGAGAAGCUGGAAGAGUUGAGAAAAGAAUGGGGUGAGAAAGCAUACAAAACAGUGGCUACUGCUUUGAUGGAACUGAACGAGUACAACCCCAGUGGGAGGUAUCCAGUUCCGAAAAUUUGGAACAUCAGAGAGGAAAGGGAAGUGAGUCUGAAGGAGGUAAUAGGGUACAUAAUCCAGCAGCUUAAAACUCACAAACGCAAACGAAGGUAAAGCUAAGCAACCAAGGGUAUAUCGAGUGCUUAACUUGUUAUGACCUUGCUAAUACACUCAGCUCUUGUAGGUAGCUAGGCUUUACGAUUCAUAAAACAGUAAAUAUAGCUAGCAACUGAUGUUACUUAGCUGCUGAAAUUCUGUAUAGAUGAAAGUUGGAAGGAAGAAAUAUGUAGUAAUGUAGGAGUAAUCUGUAUGAAUUUGCUUUAGCAUUCAAAGUACUGAAAGUAGUAAACCUUUAGCUCUUCUCUACUGCAAAGUGCAAACCAUUAGUGCUUAUAAUUCAAUGCUCUAGUCCUGCAACAGAUCACUUCGUAUGAUUACCAGCAGAAGAGACUCAUUCUUUAUUUCAUGAUUCAUAAUUUUAUUAAUGAUAGUUGCAUUUUAGCUUCAUUUCAAAAAAAAAAAAAAAUACGAAUUUGAAUCAAAUAUGGUUUACGUAGUAUUAGUUAUAUAGAUGGAUAGAUUGUACCAUACUAAUAUAAACAAAACAAAACAGCAUUCCGAUGGUCUCAAAUCUCAAUUAAUUUUAGUUGUCUCAAGUCUUAAUUUGAAUCAAGUUGUGUUUAGAUGGUACCAAAUUAAUACUUCGUAUAACAAAGAAUUAUAUUGGUACUAAGUUACCAACAAAGAUGACUAUUUGACGUUAAGAUGGUACCAUCUAAGCACAAUUUAAUAUCAAUAACUCAAUAAGCAUUACUCCGUAUUAUACUUAACGAGAAUAAUCACUCUGUAUUUCGUAAAUAAGUUAUUAUAGGUUGAGAAAUGCUCUCGACAAGACGAUUAUGAGAGUCGCCAUUGUGACUUGUGAGUGGGAUUGUCACUUGUGUCAAAAAAAAAAAAAAAAAAAAAAAAAAAAAAAAAAAAAAAAAAUGGCCCAAA